Monoraphidium neglectum is the source of this 948-nucleotide messenger RNA. RefSeq lists its product as hypothetical. Bases 1 to 948 code for a protein of 315 amino acids. The record is from RefSeq and is a predicted model, not a curated record. The transcript has a single exon. Lineage: Eukaryota; Viridiplantae; Chlorophyta; Chlorophyceae; Sphaeropleales; Selenastraceae.
AUGAGUAAGGCGUCCUACCAGGCGCCAGACGCCUGCAGGGACACCCGCGCGGCAAAGGGCGCCAUCACCUCGUUCUUCUCCCCAAAGGCGGCCGGGGCGGCCGGCAAGGGCAAGGGCAAGGGCGCGCCAGCAACAUCGGCAGCAGCAGCCGCGGCUGCGGAGCGCAGGGGUUUGUCUGCGCCUGCGGCCGCGCCUGCGGGGGGCGUAAGCAGGGAGGGGGAGGGGCCGGCGAACGGGGCGCUUGGGACGGCGGCCGGUGGGGCCAGCGAGGGCGCGGAUGCGCCGGCGGCGGCAACGGCGGAGGAGGGUGGGGGUGCGGCCGCCGCGACGGCGGCGGCGGCGGCGACGGCGGCGGCCGCCCCUGCCGUCUCGGGAAAGGGGGACCGGGCAGGCGGCGGCGGCGGCGGCGGCGCUACGGUCCGUGGGGCCAGCGCAGCCGUGUCGCCUGCCAAGGGCAGCGGCGGCAGCAAGGGCGGUGGCGGCGGCAGCAAGGGCGGCGCGUCGCCGGCCAAGGCGGCGUUUGAGCGGCUUUUUGCGAAGCAGCAGCAGCAGCAGCAGCAGCAGGAGCAGCAGCAGCAGCAGCAGCAGCAGCAGCAGGAGCAGUGGGGGCAGUCUGGGCCGGCUGCAGGUGCCGGCGAGGCAGAGGUGAAGCAUGAGAGCAAGCAGGAGGAGCAGCAGGGGCUGCAUCCAGGGGCAGCUGGGGAGGCGGCUGACGCGGCGGAGGCGGCGGUCAAACAUGAGUUGACCGAAUCUGCUGCUGAGGCCCGCAACACGGACGCCAACCCCGGCCCCAGCCCUGCGCAGGAGGUGGCCGCGGUGAAAGAGCAGGCCGGCGAUGGGGACGGCGGCGGGGGCGGCGACUUGGACGGCGGCAGGGGCGGCAAGCGGGGGCAGGGCGGAGGAAGUAGCGAUGUUGGGGCGGCUUCAAAGCGCGCCAAGCCUGCUUGA